This is a messenger RNA of Aphanomyces invadans, 1423 nucleotides long. RefSeq lists its product as hypothetical. Lineage: Eukaryota; Oomycota; Saprolegniomycetes; Saprolegniales; Verrucalvaceae. The record is from RefSeq and is a predicted model, not a curated record. Gene Ontology annotation, molecular function: D-cysteine desulfhydrase activity. The coding region runs from base 14 to 1249 and encodes 411 amino acids. The transcript is spliced from 7 exons.
CGAACUGCCGAUCAUGUUGGUCGCUCGUAAGAUCUCCGUCCUUGGACGCGCGGGGACAUCAACUUCAUCCCGAGCAUCCUUCAGCAGCAUCUACAUGCCAGGCCACCAUACGUUCCUCAAGACGGUGCCGUACGCACCGCCGCCGUGGGCAGCAGCCCUGACCAAUCCACCCACGGAGCGAGUCGUGCUGGGGAACUUCCCCACCCCCAUCUUUCCAUUCCGGCCACCUGGACUGCCUGAAGGCGUCCAAAUGUUCAUCAAGCGCGAUGAUUACAGCGGCCUGGAGAUGUCCGGUAACAAGGCCCGAAAACUCGAAUUCUUGCUGGCAGAAGCCUUGCGUGAAGGCGCCGACUGCGUCGUCACAUGUGGAGGUGUUCAGAGCAACCACUGCCGCGCGACAGCAGUUUCCGCGCGCAUGUUGGGCUUGGACUCGUACUUGCUCCUGCGGACGAGCGAUACCGAGUCGGACCCAGGACUUAUCGGCAAUCUCCUUAUCGACCGCCUAGUGGGCUCUGAGCUCAUCCUCGUGCCCCGACUCGAGUACGCCAAGCAAGGCGGCGGCGACUACUUUAUCGAAAAGACCGUCGAGAAACUGCGCCUGCAAGGCCGCAAGCCGUACGGGAUCCCUGUCGGUGGCAGCAAUGGGCUUGGCACAUGGGGAUACCUGGAGUCAAUUGAAGAGAUGGAGCACCAAUUCAAGGACCUCAACAUCACCGUCACCGACGUUGCUUUCGCCUGUGGUAGCGGUGGCUCGGCGGCCGGUCUUGGCGUUGGCGCGUAUUUGUAUGCGCAGACCCACCAGGACAGUUCGCUGCAGUUCAACCGCCUCGCCUCCCCUCCUGUUCACGCCUACAUCGUAUGCGACUCGCCCAAGUACUUUUACGAUCACGUCGACAACAAGAUCCUGCCAGAGAUGGGGUUCAAAGUCGCAGCAGCAGAUAGAUCGUUUUCGGCCAAGGACUGCCUCCAAAUGACGGAUGCGCAGGGCGCGGGGUAUGCCACCAGCACCAAGGACGAGCUCGUGUACAUCUCGCAGGUCGCCCGCGAGACGGGCGUGCUGCUGGACCCGGUCUACUCUGGUAAGGCGCUGUACAUGCUCGUGAAGGACUUGCAAGACCAUCCAGACAAGUUUGCGGGCAAGAGCAUCCUCUUCAUCCACACGGGGGGCAUGUUUGGACUGUACGACAAAGUUGGCGACCUCAUUGACGACGUCGUCGCGACCAACGAUGUCUCGGUCUUCACAGCGUGAAUCCAACGCGGCAUGCGCCGCCAAACGAUCGAGCAAAGCCAUAAGAUUCACCGAUUUUUUGACUCGGCCGGCCAAAUCUUGAACAAACCAACAGGUAGCGAGGACGACAGUGCGGCCACAGCUCGUCGGCCCGUUGUCCCAUGAGGUUGCAACGUGCCUUGCCCGCGAGAGCUG